Molecule: messenger RNA, 1391 nt
Organism: Periophthalmus magnuspinnatus
Lineage: Eukaryota; Metazoa; Chordata; Actinopteri; Gobiiformes; Gobiidae
Product: protein c-Fos-like
Exons: 5
Coding region: 129-1136 (335 amino acids)
Biological process (GO): regulation of transcription by RNA polymerase II
Cellular component (GO): nucleus
Molecular function (GO): DNA-binding transcription factor activity, RNA polymerase II-specific; RNA polymerase II cis-regulatory region sequence-specific DNA binding
Source: RefSeq, a predicted model, not a curated record
UCGUCCCCCCCUCUCUGUAAUGGUUUGUUCUUCCCACACCGAUUUCAUUCAUAAAAUUUCGGAUCACUAUAAAAGGCGAGUCUCUUCACUAUCUGCACGGUGUGAGAACCAGAUUUUAGGACAAAACCAUGCGUAAAGACUCCUGCCCUGAGUUCGACUCGUCGUCCAGCUGCAGCGCAGCAUCUUCGGACGGGGACACCCCUGGGUGCAACCAGCAGCUUGAAGCGCUUUCAUCAGAGAAUAAAUCCGAGGACACUGGCAACAGCGGGACAGACUCUGUCGUGCCCACAGCCCGGGCAUUUUCCACCCGCGCCAAAGCCAAGCCCUACGGCGCCACCCAGUCGUCUUCCUCGGCAGGUGCAUCCAAGGCGAAGUUCUCCAAGAAGAGACAGAAGGAGCAGCUCUCCAAAGAGGAGGAGGAACGGAGGAGGAUCAGGAGAGAGAGAAACAAAAUUGCUGCAGCAAAAUGUCGCAACAGAAGGAAGGAACUAAUAGACACACUCCAAGCAGAAACAGAUCUGCUGGAGGAUGAGAAGACAUUGCUCCAGACAGAGAUAGCUGAACUGCUAAAAGAGAAGGAGCGACUUGAGCAGGUUUUAGCAUCUCACCAACCUUCAUGCAAACUGUCUAUGAAUGACAGCAGUGACGAAGAGUCUGAAGAUUGUCCAUGCUCCCCACAGCCACAAUCCAUGUUAGACCAUGUAAAAAAUUCUAAAACUAACAUGGACAGUGUUUCUUGUAGUCCAGCAACUGCCAUUUUGGGAAACUCCAACAUCCUCUUGUGCUCUAGUGCGGAGGAAGACACUCUUGAUUUGGAGGGAGAUGAUUUGGAUGACCUUGUACCCACUUUAGAGAUGGAGGUAAUGACAGAAACCACAGCAUCAGUGCCUGACAUAGAUAUGGGCACUCCAUUCUGUCAGUCAGAUUGGGAAACACUGUAUAAGUCUGUGGCCAGUGACUUUGACUCUCUCAGCACACCAGUCAUGUCUUCCAGUCCCACUUGUAGCACUUACCGAUCUGUGUUUUCCUUUAAUUACUCUGAGAUUGUUUCUUUGGCCGGAAGCUGUGAGAGUCUCAAAGGAGGUGCAUCUGAUUUCACAAAAGAUCUACACUCUCCAACGCUGCUUGCUCUGUGAGCUUACGAACUGAUGCAAUAUGUAAAUAUAUUCUAACCAGCCAACAAGCUUGUGUAGAGAAUUGGGGAUAUUUUGAUCUUGUGCUAAAAGUUAAAUUAUGAAAAUUAUAUGGUUGUUACUGUAACAAGGUUGACUACUUCCAUCCUACUGGUAUAAGCUUGUACCGGUAACAAUGCAUGCAAAAACAUAAUUUCUAAUGUGAGUGGUAUUAUGACUAUUUAAAAGUGAAGUAAAGUCAAAUUAUGCAAGGUAAUU